Messenger RNA from Closterium sp. NIES-67, 4805 nucleotides. NCBI's taxonomy places the organism in Eukaryota, Viridiplantae, Streptophyta, Zygnematophyceae, Desmidiales, Closteriaceae. The record is from the annotation of a GenBank genome assembly.
CUUCUCAAGCCAGCAGCAGCAGCAAUUCGGCAUUCCCUCACCACUUGCGUCCUCACCAGUGGGCUUGCUUUGCUUCACCACUGGUGCCUGUCCUUCCCAAACCACCCACACGCCCUGUACGGUUUCCCUCCCUCGUGCAUCCACCUCACCCACCGUUUCCAUAUCGCGGAUAACCCAUCGAGUGAGACUAAGCUAUGUCCUAGACCUGGUCCUUCCAGGCCUGAAGUUCAUGGUCUGCACGCCAAUCGUUGGCAACGAGUCCUUCGCACGCUGUCCGAACAGGGUCCGAGAGGCAUGAGCUGGAUUGAUCGUGGGUUAUAUUUUGGGUUGCGUACAACAAACCAAGGAAUAUUAUCAGGGAGGACGGGUUGCGUGUCCUCAGGUCUACCCGCUGCGGACUUCUCAGCAGAAUUAAGGCAGCCCGCGUUUUCCUACUACUACUAGUACUUAAUAGCGUCCUCCCAAUCAGGCUGAUUGGCCCAGCCAUGUCCGACGUGGCGUAUGACGACUACUUUAACUUGAAGGCCCCCGAUUUGCACGGCCAUACUGGAGCGUGCGGCUUGUCCUCUGUUCCGUCCACUCGAUUUCGUGCCGCCUCUUUGGAUGAACCUCGCGCUCUCGAAGCACUCCUCUACCGGGAUUCUCUCCCCAUGUUGGCUCAUACCUCGGCCAACGGCGUCGUCUUCGUCCCUUGCGACGGAAACGUUCGUGCUGGCGACGGAAACGCCGUCGCAUGCGUGACCAGCACCAGACUCGUGGAGGGAUCCUCUGCGGGAAUCAACGCCCACUCGAUGGGAACUGAAAGCCACUGUGACCAAUUCGUUUUCCGGACGCACCCACUGCUCCUGACCGCCGUCGAUGCGUCUCAGCGAAUCGCAACGGUCACUGAUUACUCUGGGAUGUCUGACGCGGUAGAGCUUUCCGAUGCGGAGGUUGCGGCGGCCACCCGCGGUGAAUAUUUGUUUCCAGGGGGGCUUGUAUCGCGGAUGUUGAUGGGCGCGGAGGCUGGGGGGACGGUGGAAGAGGCUUCAAAUCGGUUAUGCUCCGGCACAAGCGGCGCAGAUGCUGCCGCGAGUUGCGGGGUUAUGCCGAGCGCUUGGCGUGCGCGGAUUCUAUCGGCCCUUCGAUCGACGGAAGUGUUGGAUGCCGAUUCGUUGAAUUUCUACUACCAGCAGCAACAACAGCUUCAGCGUCUGCAGCAGCAGCAGCAGCACCAGCAGCAGGAUUGCGACUCCUGCUCUGGGCAGUGUGCGCAACUCCCGCCGCGAGGCUCCGAUUCGGAAGACGCUUAUGGCGGUCCCCGAGGGGACUCGUACUACCGCAGCGAAUAUGGCGACGGGACGCUGACCAGCGGGAAUCUCGGUUGCCGCCGGAGCACGGAACGAUCUUCUGUUGACUUGCAACUGCAUCAUGCCAUGCAGCAGCAGCAGGUGCACCAGCAGCAGCAGCAGCAGCUGCACCAGCAGCAGCAGCAGCAGCUGCACCAGCAGCAGCAGCAGCAGCUGCACCAGCAGCAGCAGUGCAGUCAUCGGUCGUCCACAAGCUCAUCGUGCGCAGCGGACGAGGCCGGCGAAAGGGACGCCGUCGCGCUGCUGCUCGCCAGCCUCCCGGAACAUGAUCGUCAAUCUUCCCGCCGCGCGCACGCGCACGCGCCGCCGCAAGGGCACGCGCCGAGACACGCGCCGGACCACGCGCAGGUGCAGGAGCUCAUGCUUGCGGCGCAUUACCGGCAUGAGCAGCAGCAGCAGCAGCAGCAGCAGCAGCAGCAGCAGCAGCAGCAGCAGCAGCAGCAGCAGCAGCAGCAGCAGCAGCAGCAGCAGCAGCAGCAGCAGCAGCAGCAGCAGCAGCAGCAGCAGCAGCAGCAGCAGCAGCAGCACCAGCAGCAGCACCAGCAGCAGCAGCAGCAGGUGCACCAGCAGCAGCAGCUUCAGCAGCAGCAGCAGCAGCAGCUUCAGCAGCAGCAGCAGCAGCAGCAGCAGCAGCAGCAUCGCACCUCCUUCGAGCUCCAGCAAGACUUGCAGAUCACCGUGGGCCCCAGGAGCGUCGCCGGAUGCGACGCGUGCGACUCCAUGGGACUCGGUGGCGGCAACUCUGGCGGCGCCGGCAACUACGGGAAUGGCGGCGGGAAUCGCGGCGGUGGCUCUGGCAGGAGCGGCUCGACAUCCCUGCGGCGGCAAGGUGGCGGAGGCGGAGGAUCUUCCACGUCCGCAGGCACGGGCGGCGGAACCAGCACUAGCGGCGGCGGCGGCGGCGGCGGCGGCCGCGGUGGCGGCGGCGGCAGUGGCGGGUGCAGCAGAAUCCCCGACGUGGGCGGUCUGCGGCGCUUCCUCCCCAGCAACAACGACAGCGACGGGGAGGUGGUAGACGGGUACGCCAAUGACGAGUUCCGCAUGUACGAGUUCAAGGUGCGCCGCUGCAUGCGCGGGCGCAGCCACGACUGGACCGAGUGCCCCUUCGCGCACCCGGGGGAAAAGGCGCGCCGGCGCGACCCGCGGAGGUACCACUACAGCGGAACGGCGUGCCCGGAUUUCCGCAAGGGGACUUGUCGGCGGGGCGACGCGUGCGAGUACGCGCACGGGGUGUUUGAGUGCUGGCUGCACCCGUCGCGCUACCGCACGCAGCCAUGCAAGGACGGGCGCAACUGCAAGCGCCGCGUGUGCUUCUUCGCGCACACGCCCGCGCAGCUCCGCCUCAUGCCCUCCGCGGCCGCCGCCGCCGCCGCCGCUGCCACGGUAGCCGCUGCGGGAGACGCUUCCGCGCCGUCAGCAGCCGCGGGCGCUGUUUCUGGCGAUUUUGGCGGUGCAGGGACUGAUGGCGGAAAGGCGGCGCUCAGUAACCAGCUGCCUCAAACGGGGAUGCCUCAAACGGGGAUGCGUCUGGUCCUUGACGAUUCGUCACCCACGAGUGUGUUUCCGUGUGACGUCAGCCGCAGCAGCAGCGCCGGUCCCGCAACCCCGCCGCUCACUCCCGCGUCCUCGUCUCCCCCUACCUCGCCCCAGCAAUCCGGCGGUGUGGUGCCGACGGUGCUUGUGCAACCGCAGCAGCAGCAGCAGCAGCAGCGGCAGCAGGCUGAUUACGAGCAGUAUCAGCAUGCGGCAUUGUCGUUUGCGCAAAUCAUACCUGAACUCGGUGCCAUGCCUUCUCCGUCACCCUCCCCUUCCCCCUCCCCCUCCCCUACACCUUCCCAUCCCCACCCUCCGCUCUUUUACCCGAUUCCGUCAAAGGCCUACCAAGUGGGCUCCCACCACAUGUGUGUUCCUGCACACUCUCUUGCCUCGUCCUCGUCUGCCGCGCAUAACCUCCCUUCUCAUGCCUUUGACUCGCAGCCUUACACGCAGCAGCAGCAUCAUCAUCAGCAGCAGCACCAGUUUGUGCAGCAGCAGCAAAAUAUGCAGCAACCUCAGCCUCAGCAGCAGCAGCAGCAGCAGCAGCAGCAGCAGCAGCAGCUUUCACCAGCAUCGACAAUGCAUUUCCCCUUUCCACCGCACUUGCAUUCCGCACAUUCCGCCCCGCCCAACUUCGCUCACCUCCAUUCCCAGCAGCAGCAGCAGCAGCACCAGCUGGAGCAUUUCGCUGCUAGUGCAGGUGGUUCCAGCUCAGCGCAUAUGGAGAAGCUAGUGGGUGCCUUCAGAAGCAUAGAGCUGCAGCAGCAAUACCACCAGCACCAGCAGCAACACGAGCACCAGCACCACCAGCAGCAGCAGCAGCAGCAGGAGUCUGGCGUGCGUCUAUCUGUGAGCCGCAGCCUCCCAGUGACCCACAGCCGGUCACUCCAACUCACUUCGGCCGAAACCGAAGCGUACCUAACCCUUGCUACGGCUCAUGCUGCAAUCGGUGGCACUAGCAGCUCCAUUGGAAGUAUGCAUGCGGCCAUGCAUGUGCCGAUGGGUGUGCCGAUGGGUAUGCCCAUUGCCAUGCCCCAUGCCACCUUACUGCAGCACCGCAUGGGCAGUCUCCUCCUGGGGAAUCACUUCCAAGCUUCCACGCCCUCCCCUCGAGCUGCUGCUGCUGCUGCUGCUGCUGCUUCCCCUGUCGUUGCGCCAGCGCCUGCCUCGAUGUUUUCCCCGGGCCCAGUGUCAGCAGCAGCAGCAGCGGCAGCGGCAGCAGCAGGUGCACCGCGUGCUAUGCCUGGGAGGGCCUUGCACAGGGCUGGAUCCGCACUGGCGGUGGGAGGAGCAUCAGCAGGGGCAGGGGCAGGGGCAGGGGCAGGAGGCAGAUGCCCCUUGGGAAUGCCGAGAGCUGCCUCUGAUAGCACGUCAGAGUAUGCUGGAGCCAUGCUGCCGGACCUUGGGUGGGUUACCGACCUUUGUCAGUAACGGUUGCCAUCGGCAUCUGUGGUUGAUCUCCUGGAUCGUUCUCGAUGCGGCGUCUAGGGUAUGCUCCUGGAGCAUAGGGGUCUUGCUUCUUGGAUCGCGGGGUCUGGUCGCGUGGAUCUGAGAUGGUUGUUACCUACGACAGGUAGCGUGAAGCUUUGCUAGCACACAGGCAGCUCUGACCACGCAGGUGAGGAGGACAUGACAAGAUGCGAAGGUGGUGCCUGAGCUUGCUACUGUUUCCGAUUCAAUCUCUUGCUUGCGUUUGCGUUUCCAGUUUGAUUGUGUGCUUCCACUUGUCUGGUCCCCCCUACUGUUUCAUUGGUAUGCAAGGGUUUUCCAGUUCUAAUUGCAGCCGGCCAGUACUCUCAUUUGGCAGGUGCUGCAUUGUUCUGAAGCUCACUAGUUGCUUUGGAGCAAAUUUAGUCAAUGUCCUGUUUGUAAGUGUCUUUAUGCUCAGUUUCGGAUCAGUAGUGAUUAGGGCCACAAGUG